Melitaea cinxia (Glanville fritillary) is the source of this 393-nucleotide messenger RNA. RefSeq lists its product as uncharacterized. The coding region runs from base 1 to 393 and encodes 130 amino acids. The record is from RefSeq and is a predicted model, not a curated record. NCBI's taxonomy places the organism in Eukaryota, Metazoa, Arthropoda, Insecta, Lepidoptera, Nymphalidae. The transcript has a single exon.
AUGACAUACGGAGCUGAAUGCUGGCCUCUCAAAAAGCAGCACGAAAACCAACUGCACUGCGCGGAGAUGAAGAUGCUCAGGUGGGCAGGUGGCGUGACUAGGCUGGACCAUGUCAGAAACACACACAUACGAGGAACCUUCAAAGUAAGACCUAUCCCAGAAAAACUACAGGAGAGCCGCCUGCGGUGGUACGGACACAUUAUGAGGCGACCAUCUGACCACAUGACCAGAAAAGUGCUUGAUAUUAAAACUAAGCCCCGAGGACGAGGAAGACCCCGAAUCACAUGGAUCGCUAUAGUAAAUAAGAACCUCAAACAAGCCCAAGUCACCAAAGAGAAGACCCAGGAUCGUGUUGUCUGGAGGCACAUGAUACGGAGGGCCGACCCCAAAUGA